Molecule: messenger RNA, 1989 nt
Organism: Paramormyrops kingsleyae
Lineage: Eukaryota; Metazoa; Chordata; Actinopteri; Osteoglossiformes; Mormyridae
Gene: tspan5a
Product: tetraspanin 5a
Cellular component (GO): plasma membrane
Source: RefSeq, a predicted model, not a curated record
GCCAUAUCCGUGCCUGAAGUGAACCCAAAUGAUCGGUGACAUGUAGGGGGAUUUCGCUCGCCUAUCCUAAGCUGCCGUAUACUAUUCGGAAUAAGUGUGGUCACAUUUUUUCAUGGAAAACCAACUGGAUCAGCCAACCUGCAGCCCUUCUUUAUAUGAACAGAUAGGCAGGUUUCUUUGGGAGAAACGUGUGCUAAUGAAAAUUCAGUAUGUCAGGAAAGCAUUUGAAAGGACAUGAGGUCAGUUGCUGCAUCAAAUAUUCCAUAUUCGGAUUCAAUAUAAUAUUUUGGUUGCUGGGUGUGGCCUUCUUGGGGAUCGGCUUGUGGGCAUGGAGCGAGAAGGGUGUGCUCUCCAACCUCUCCUCCAUCACAGACCUGGGGGGCUUCGACCCAGUCUGGCUCUUCCUCGUGGUUGGGGGGGUUAUGUUCAUCCUGGGCUUCGCUGGUUGCAUCGGUGCACUGAGGGAGAACACCUUUCUACUUAAGUUUUUCUCCGUGUUUCUGGGGAUUAUCUUCUUCCUGGAGCUUACAGCUGGAAUCCUGGCCUUCGUUUUCAAGGACUGGAUCAAGGACCAGCUCAACUUCUUCAUCAACAACAACAUCCGAGCAUACCGAGAUGACAUCGACCUGCAGAACAUGAUCGACUUCACCCAGGACUAUUGGGAGUGCUGCGGCGCAUUUGGAGCUGACGACUGGAACCUCAACAUCUACUUCAACUGCACGGAGUCGAAUCCCAGCCGGGAAAAGUGUGGGGUCCCCUUCUCGUGCUGCACCAAGGAUCCAGCGGAGGAUGUGAUCAACACGCAGUGUGGUUAUGAUGUGCGAGCCAAAGAUGACGAAGAGCAGAAGGCUUUCAUCCAUGUUAAGGGCUGCGUUCCGCAGUUUGAGAAAUGGCUUCAGGACAACCUGACCGUGGUGGCGGGAAUCUUCAUCGGCAUCGCCCUGCUGCAGAUUUUCGGGAUCUGUUUGGCGCAGAACCUAGUGAGCGACAUCGAAGCUGUCAGGGCAACGUGUCUCUUCACCUGAGGCCAUGACUGAAGGUCGCAUCCGGAGGAUCAGGUCUAAGCCCAUGGCCAAGGCAAGGUGCAGAAGCAAGACCUUAGAGCACCACCUUCAGGACACGGGCUGUACGACAUUUGUCCGCACCGUUUGUUUCAUGGUCUGUACAUAAUUAUUCUUUUGUAGGAUUGGGGGGGGGGGCUCUCUGUGGGUUUUUCAAGAUUUGCUGUAGUGUCAGACACUUUGUGUAACAAAUGUACAGAGGGCACAUUUAAACAGUGCAUGCCUACCGAUGGGGGGGUGCGGUGGAUUUUUUUUAUUUCUGCAUUCAUCGUAUAAAAAUGCAGUUUUCAUCCCCUCACUUCAGCAAAAGGGCAGCAGUGAGACAGCAGUAACGCCCCAGUGCUCAGUCAUCACCUGCGGACAGGAGCGAUUUAGAAUUUCGAAUCGUCUCCUGUGUAUAGCAGCAAGUACAGUGACUGCUGUCACAUAGUCAGAUUGGGGAUCCAGUUAUGAUCCUCUGCUAUCAGGAGAAACAACAUCCAUUCUGCUCAAUGUGCUAAAUGAUGGAGGAGCUCAGGAGUAGGCAGACGUUGUAAAUAGAGCAGUUUUUUCUGUAGUUCUUGGAUUUUGAUUUAAUUCCGUUUUUUUUUUUUUUUAGUCCUGACUUGUGGUAGUUUUGUUAAGGUUCAGAAACAUCUUUGUACACUGUAUGUUAUUAUCUUAUUGGGCCACUGGCCCAUACAACUGAUUUUGUCACAUUAUUAUCAACAGGGUUGUAAUACAAGUACUGUAAUCUAAUAAGCAAGGAAUUCUAAGCAAAUAGAUGAUGGUGUGUGUGUGUGUGUGUGUGUGUGUGUGUGUGUGUGUGGGGAAAAAGCCUUUUUUAUUUCUCUGUGAUGUACGGCCCACUUUCUUACGUCUUUCCCUGCUGAAACUCUCCAGGAUGAUGAUGAUGAUGAUGAUGAUGAAAAUAAAAAUGGUAAAGUGA